Colletotrichum destructivum is the source of this 285-nucleotide messenger RNA. RefSeq lists its product as uncharacterized. NCBI's taxonomy places the organism in Eukaryota, Fungi, Ascomycota, Sordariomycetes, Glomerellales, Glomerellaceae. The coding region runs from base 1 to 285 and encodes 94 amino acids. The transcript has a single exon. The record is from RefSeq and is a predicted model, not a curated record.
AUGUGGUCAUCAGCACUGGGCAGGGACUCUCCUACCGCCGUUACCGCCGCAAGCUUCAACCAGAACCGCCCCCGGGGUCUCCCGGGAACACACAAGGUUGGAGGUGCGAAAGCGAGGGAGACACGGAGCGAAGCCACGGCCGUGCGGUCUGGGAAAUUCGUCUCGAGACCUCCUCCGGGGAGCUGCGCCGGCGGGCCCCCGGUCGGUGGGUCGACGACGGAGGAUGAGCGAACAUGUGGUCCGGUUAGCGGAGUGCCUAACUUCGGCUCCAGUCCCCCGGGAUGA